This is a messenger RNA of Episyrphus balteatus (marmalade hoverfly), 901 nucleotides long. Its product is annotated as L-xylulose reductase. The transcript is spliced from 3 exons. The coding region runs from base 130 to 852 and encodes 240 amino acids. Gene Ontology annotation, biological process: xylulose metabolic process; glucose metabolic process. The record is from RefSeq and is a predicted model, not a curated record. Lineage: Eukaryota; Metazoa; Arthropoda; Insecta; Diptera; Syrphidae. Gene Ontology annotation, molecular function: carbonyl reductase (NADPH) activity; L-xylulose reductase (NADPH) activity.
AUAGUCAGUAUAUAGAAGGCGAUAGAAGGUAUCAACAGACCAAUAUUUCUGUUUUAUUUGUUUGUUUAAAUUAUAGUCAAUUUGUUUUACCUUUAUAAAGGCAUCGAGUUUGUUUAAAUUUAUUCAAAAAUGGCCGAUUUAAUUGGAAAAACGAUAUUAGUUACUGGUGCAGGCCAUGGUAUUGGCAAUGAAUUAUGCAAACAUUUAUCAACUCUUGGUUCAAAGGUUAUCGCAGUAUCAAAAUCUUUGGAUGCAAUGAAAGCUUUGCAAAAAGAACAUCCAACAAUCGAUAUAAUUCAAGUUGAUUUGAAUAAUUGGAAUGAAACAAAGGAGCUGCUAUCUUCGGUACCUGAGUUGGAUGGAUUAGUUAACAAUGCUGGAGUUGCAGUUAUUAAACCAUUCAAUGAACUUACUGAAGCAGACUUUGACUGCACAUUUAAUGUUAACAUUAAAGCUGCUUUCUGUGUAACACAAGCUGUAUCCGAUAAGCUCAAGUACGGUUCAAGUAUUGUAAAUGUUUCGUCUUUAGCUUCAUCAAGAGCAUUCCAAGGUCAUGCAGCAUAUGGUGCCUCUAAGGCUGCUCUCGAUUCACUUACCAAAGCACUAGCUUUGGAAUUUGGUCCGAGGAAGAUUCGUGUGAAUUCUGUUAAUCCAACUGUGAUCCUCACCCAAAUGGGAAUUCAAAACUGGUCGGAUCCACGUAAGGCGGGCCCUUUGAUCAAUCGCAUUCCACUUACUCGUUUGGGAGAAGUCAGUGAUGCCAUUAACUCCAUUGUUUAUUUACUCGGUGAACAAUCGAGUUUUGUAAAUGGACAUCAUUUACUUUUGGAAGGAGGCUUUUCUGUAUCAUAAUAAUUAGAAAUUAAAUAAAAGAAGGUGGCUUGGCCAUGGGACAGAGGAA